CUGCGGUCACACCGCUGCCGCACUGCAGCUGGCAGUUCGCACUGGCACACUGCGGUCACACUGGCUUCGCUUAGCAGUAUUGCUUGGUGAUAAGGAAGCAACGAAAAAGUGAAACCAACAAAAAGCGUUCCAGUGAAGUUGCCAUUAAAUUAUGAAAUCGAGGAUUAACGCGGUCUAAGCAUGUGUAACUGACUUCCUACGGGCAAGGAAUUGCAGGUAACUAGCCCAGGAGGCACCAGGUAGCGGAGCAGGCGGCGUGGGUAGGUCCGACGAGGCACUUGGCGGGCGGAGUCUCACUUUUGGGCUGCAAAACGUAAACAAACAGCGGCGUGCGUACAGUCCCGGGAAUAAAAAUAUAGCCAUCAUGCUGGCCCAGACGGCAUACUUGAAAGUGACGCGCCUCUCGCUCCGACCGGCGUCGAAUCUUUCCAAGCGGCGGGUGGAGGAGCUGAACUCUGGAAUCGGCGAGCUACGGCAGCUGCUGUCCUGCGUGGUCUGCUGCCAGCUGCUGGUGGAUCCCUACUCGCCCAAAGGCAAGCGGUGCCAGCACAACGUGUGCCGGCUGUGCCUGCGCGGUAAGAAGCAUCUGUUUCCCAGCUGCACCCAGUGCGAGGGUUGCUCCGACUUCAAGACCUACGAGGAGAACCGCAUGAUGGGUACCCAGCUACUGUGCUACAAGACACUGUGCGUCCACCUGCUGCAUUCGGCGUUAUUUGGGCAGCUGGCCGGGAUGCGGCCACAGGUGGCCAGGGAGCUGGUGCCGCGCAUCAAUCUGCCGCCCAAAACUACACAGGAGUUCAUUCGCGAGGGCUCAAACAUCUCGGACACGUUCGACACCUUUCUGCCCCAGCCGGAUCUGCCGUUUCUCAAGGACAUGCCCACGUCACUGCCCGCGGAGACGCCGCCUACGACGGCGGCCACGACUCCAGAACUACCCUACGAUCAUCACCUCAACAUCAGCGACAUUGAGGCGGAGGCGGCGGCCACAGCGGAGCAGGGUCACUUCUCGCCGCUUCCCCUGCUGCCCACAGGAUCUCGCAUGGGCCUGCUCUCCCACGCCGGGCAAAUAGUCAUUGCCACCGAGAGCUCGGAGUCGGGCUUCAUGGAGCAAGCGUGGACGGAUCAGGUGGACCUCUCCGGUGCGGUUUCGAUGUCCAAUUACACCAAUAGCGGCAACAACUUUGCCGUCUCCUACGUGAUGCCCACCUCUGCGACCACGACGUUCGAUCCACAGGAACUGCAAAUCGGCCAGGUGGUGCAAAUGGCCGUUGAGGAGACCGUUGAGACGUCCACACAGUUGACUGUGCUCUCCACCACCGUUGAGGAGACUGUCGAGGAGUCCGUUGAGGAGUCCGUUGAGGAGACCGUUGAAACAUCCACUCAGCUAGAGGUGCUUACCUCCGCUGAGGAACCCAACGAAAUCUCUGAUCAAUUGACUGAGUUGGAAGUUGCGGGAUCUGAGGAGGCUUUGGUCACCGUUGAAGAGGCCGAAGAGACCUCAAUUCAGUCAGAGGUUGUAGCUGAGCACAAGGAGGAAGAUCAACAAUUGGAUGUGCAGACUUCACAGUCACCUACACAAGCCGAAAUGGAGGAGGCAGUAGAGGAGCAUGUUGCCACAAAAACACAAUUGGGUCAGGUGCAAACAGAAUUGCAGGUUGAGGAGCCGUUGCAGACAGAUAUUAAGGACGCAAAGGAAGCGGCUGAAGAGGUGAAAGAGAAGGACCAGCACCCCAGCAGUGCGGAACUGCAGAAGGAGGACAUUGACGAGCCAACGCUCAAGCGAAAGAGAACCCGUAGUCUCAAAGCGUCACAAGCUGCCAAAAUUGAGCCUGCGCCGUCUGAGGUCAAGGCUAAAGUGCAAUCUGGAAAGGGCGCUCUUCGCAGGGUUCGGGGCAAGGACAAGGAGGAAAAGGUGAAACCUCCGAAGCCGAAGUGCCGCUGCGGUAUCUCUGGCUCGAGCAAUACCCUCACCACCUGCCGGAACUCCCGGUGUCCUUGCUACAAGAGUUACAACAGCUGUGCUGGGUGUCAUUGCGUGUGCUGCAAGAAUCCGCACAAAGAGGACUACGUUGAAAGUGAUGAGGACGAUGACUUUGAGGAUUUCGAAAUGCUGAAGGACGUUCCAGAGCCGAUGACUCAGUCGGAGGAGCCGGUAGUAGCUGAGCCCAGGCAGGAGGAGAACAGUCGGGACUGUGCGCCGCCAGACUCUUCUGAAGAAGCCAUAAGCCUAGUGCCGCUAAACAAUUUGCAGCACUCCCAGCAUCCUUUAGUACUUGUUCAGAAUGAGCAAGGCGACUACCAGGGCUUCAAUAUCUUCCAGGGCAACAAGCCCCUUGAUCCGGUCGCCGCUGGAUUCACUAUGCGUGUCCAGCUGCAGCACACCGAUGGCAACGGUUCCGUUCCCCAGCAUGCUUACAUGAUGCCACCAAUUACGAUGCCGAAUCCACCGCCUCCGUCUCUUUCGCCACCACCGCCUCCUGCUCCUGACAGGGAAGUCAUCGAGACACCGGCCAAGAAAUUCAGGACAAGUCGAACACGCCGAGGAAGGGCCAACUUCUCGGCCCUCGACACGGUUGAUGAGCUUGUCAGUGGCGGAUCCAGGAGCAAUUCUGCCGCUGGCGACAGAUCAUCGGCCACUGACAAUGCCCAGUCACUGUUCGAGGAGAUCAUGUCGGGCUCGGAUGACUUGUAAGCAAGGCGACUCAUCCCUAUAUGUUUUUUUUUUAUUUAUUUUUUUUAAUGUGUUCAGUGAUGUCCAGAUAUCAUCCUUUAAAGGAUAAAUUUUAUGUAUGUUAUGGAUGGUUGAAUUCAGCACUGAAUUGCAUCCAUAACGUGGUAUCGUCUUUAAUCCUCUUAUUAUACCCGUUAUUCGUAGACCCUUUGUAUACUACCCUUUGUAUACUAGAUUAGUUUCCGACCAUAUAAAGUAUAUAUAUUCUUGAUCAGGAUCAAUAGCUGAGUCGAUCUCUCCCUGCCCGUAUGAAUGUCUCGAUCUCAGGAACUAUAAAAGCUAAAAGGUUGAGAUUAAGCAUACGAAUUCUAGAGACAUUGUUGCAUGUUGCCGCGCCCACUUAGCAACUUCCACGCCCACACUUUUGUGCAAUUUUUAAAUAUUUUCAAAUUUUAUUCCCCAAUACUUGUGGAUAUCCCAGAAAAAUGAUGAAGCAAGCUGAGUAACGGGUAUCUGAUAGUCGGGAAACUCGACUAUAGCGUUCUCCCUUGUUUUUAACAUAUGGUUACGUUGCGGUACAUAUUCCACAUACGCAACUUCCACUUAAAUCAACUCCCAAAUAUCUUUUAGGAGCAUUCUACAACCUGAGGAUUUCAGCAAACGUUUCCAAAACUAAAUUGUUUUUUAAUACGUAUUAAGCCAAAAGUCGUAUACAUAACUAUUUAAAGCAAUUCUGCAGCUGCAGCAAAGAUAAUCCUUUUAAGAGUAAAGCAUAAGUCAAAACUAAAGAUUAUUUUCGUUUAACGAACAGCGAAUUAUAGUUUACUUAAAUGCUUUGCCCAAAAUGCGGAUGCUGUGAGCUAAAUAACCUUUUUUUUUAAUAAGCUAAGACAUUUUUUUGAAUAGGCUAAGACUUUUUUUGAGCAUGAAUUUUUUUGAGCACGUGAACCUAGGAUUAAGAACAACAAUUCAAGUAAGCCAUAUAUACCCAUAUUAUAUAUGCGAACAUAUAACUAUUAAAAUAUUUAAAUAAACAUGAGCAUUGCUACUCAGAAA
Messenger RNA from Drosophila sechellia, 3727 nucleotides. RefSeq names its product male-specific lethal 2 (gene msl-2). NCBI's taxonomy places the organism in Eukaryota, Metazoa, Arthropoda, Insecta, Diptera, Drosophilidae. Gene Ontology annotation, molecular function: ubiquitin protein ligase activity. The record is from RefSeq and is a predicted model, not a curated record. Gene Ontology annotation, biological process: protein ubiquitination. The transcript is spliced from 3 exons. Gene Ontology annotation, cellular component: MSL complex. The coding region runs from base 365 to 2692 and encodes 775 amino acids.